Messenger RNA from Babesia ovata, 1170 nucleotides. RefSeq names its product peptidase S8, putative. The record is from RefSeq and is a predicted model, not a curated record. The coding region runs from base 1 to 1170 and encodes 389 amino acids. NCBI's taxonomy places the organism in Eukaryota, Apicomplexa, Aconoidasida, Piroplasmida, Babesiidae. The transcript has a single exon.
AUGGAGGUCGAGCAGAUGGCCGCAGACGGCACCUUAUCGGGUGCACCAGGAGAGGCACCGGAUUCCCAAAGUCGUUCUAACGACCCCCUAUUCGAGUCGAAGUACUUUACGCGAGAAGAAUUCGCUCCUUUCACCCUGCCAUAUGGGACCCUUUGCUGUAGCAGUGAAGGAAACACUGGAGAUGUGGACAAACCCGCGGAAAUAGACAACACUGACCCAAAAGCAUGGGCAGCGGGCGUGUUCGAAAACUGCAUUUCUUUCAUACGCGGUAGUCAGGACCCGACGAAAACAUGCGAGUGGUACCAUGACUUCAUCGCCCUCACGAACCUGCAGGCGGCCUUGUACGCCGACCACGAACUACUGCAAGGUGGGGAAAACUUGGAUUUGAUAUUGGAGUACACUAACAAACAUGUGAGAAAUCUUCGUUCUUCAGUGGCUAAAAACGCCCUGUUUUUGGUUGGAUGCAUCAUAGAGGCGACCGAACACGACACCACCCUGUUCGUGGCGGUGUCACUCAGGCUCCUCCCUCAUCUAUUCAAAUGCAGCACCUCGGAGAAGAUUGUCUAUCGCAAGCCAGCCAUACAAAAUAUUGUUGCCAUCUGCCAACGUUGCCGCAGCAGCGAGAGUGUCGCCAUCGCAUGGAUGCUCAUCGACCAUGCUCUCGACCGGAGCCCGAAGAUUUGCGCAGCAGCAACAAUUGGCAUGGAAACAUUCUUCGGCCACUUCGAAGAAGAGCUGGUGACGACUCUCGACCUGGAGGAGGUUGCUGAACGCUUUGAGCCCUGCCUAGCGGGACGCAACGUCACGCUAAGGAAGCUGUGUUCAGAUAUCGUAAUCAAAAUAGCGGAUAGGCUCUCUUUGGAUACAAUACAGAGCUGGUUGUCAUAUGCUGCUUCUAAGCGGAACUUGAAGAAACUAUUGAAACCAUACGUACCCACUCCCGAACCAAGUGAGCCAUUGUCGGACGAGACCAACGAUGAAAUCGUAGCCUCAUCAUCCGGCGAAACGUCGACAAACGGAAUAGUGAAAGAUGAAGUAGAACAAACUUCCCCAAUAUCUGAGGAGCAACGGCCAGACGCAACAACUGACGUAGCAGCAAUAGACACAACCGAAGAGCUGACCGGAGCAGUAACGACCCAAGCAGAAGCAACAGAAAAAAACGAAGAGUAG